AUGAAUUGGUUUCUUCUUAAUCUUAUAAUAGUAAUUCUUAUUUCAUCAUCAGCUUGUCUCAAUCCUGUUAUAGGCGUUAUAGAUGACCGAUUGCAGCAGGGAGUCGGGGACCUCGUGAAGAACUUGCCUGGCCAGCCUAAGGUUAGUUUCAAACACUAUGCUGGCUAUGUAAACGUCAACCAGCAAAAUGGAAGAUCGCUCUUCUACUGGUUCUAUGAGGCCUCAACCUUACCAGAAAAGAAACCUUUGGUUCUUUGGCUCAAUGGAGGGCCUGGAUGCUCUUCUGUGGGAUAUGGAGCAACACAAGAGAUAGGACCCUUUAUUGUGGACCCAGAUGGACACACUCUUAAAUUUAACACUUAUGCAUGGAAUCAAGAAGCAAACAUGUUGUUCUUGGAAUCUCCUGUUGGAGUUGGUUUUUCAUAUUCAAAUAUCACUGCUGAUUAUGACAAACUUGGAGAUGACUUUACAGCGAAUGAUUCAUACGCUUUUCUGCAAAAUUGGUUUGUCAAAUUCCCAUCGUAUAGAAACCGGAUCUUUUACAUUGCAGGGGAAAGCUAUGCGGGUAAAUAUGUUCCUGAGCUGGCCGAUUUAAUCCUGAACAAGAACAAGAAUUCCUCUCUAUUCAUCAAUCUCAAGGGUAUCUUGCUUGGAAAUCCGGAAACAUUUGAUGCUGAGGACUGGAAGGGACAGAUGGAUUACGCGUGGAGCCACGCAGUGGUGUCGGAUGAGACCCAUAACACUAUUCAAACCAGUUGCGAUUUCUACAGUAACGACACGUGGAGUAAUAAGGACUGCAAAGAUGCUGUGGAUGAAGUUCUUAAACAAUACAAAGAAAUAGACAUCUACAGUCUCUACACACCAACAUGCUCUUCCCCUGCCACCAUCAUGCUCAACACCAACUCUAAAAUGCUGCCUAGGAUCUUGGGCGGCUACGAUCCUUGUCUGGACAAUUACGCUACCAAAUAUUACAACAGACCCGACGUCCAGAGGGCACUCCAUGUUAGCAGCCAUGGCAUCCAUGUAAAGAACUGGACCAUAUGCAACCAUAAAAUAUUCACCAACUGGCUGGAUUCAAAGGAAUCUGUUCUCCCCAUAUACACCAGGCUUAUUGGGGCCGGUAUGAGAAUAUGGGUUUACAGUGGAGAUACAGACGGGAGGGUCCCUGUGUUAUCGACAAGAUAUAGUUUAAACACUUUAAAACUUCCAAUUACCAAAUCGUGGAGGCCUUGGUAUUACCAGAAGCAGGUGGGCGGUUGGUUCCAAGAAUAUAAAGGGCUCACUUUCGCUACAUUUAGAGGAGCCGGACAUGCGGUGCCCAUUUUCAAUCCGGGAGGUUCGCUCGCCUUCUUUUCAUCCUUUCUUCGAGGAGAAUCUCCUUCUUCUCAGCGAUAA
Impatiens glandulifera is the source of this 1395-nucleotide messenger RNA. RefSeq names its product serine carboxypeptidase-like 31. Gene Ontology annotation, cellular component: vacuole. Gene Ontology annotation, molecular function: serine-type carboxypeptidase activity. Gene Ontology annotation, biological process: proteolysis. The coding region runs from base 1 to 1395 and encodes 464 amino acids. NCBI's taxonomy places the organism in Eukaryota, Viridiplantae, Streptophyta, Magnoliopsida, Ericales, Balsaminaceae. The record is from RefSeq and is a predicted model, not a curated record. The transcript has 10 exons.